AUGAACUUCUUUGAGGAAGGAAAGCGGUUGAAGGGGAUCUUUGACGACUUGGUGAAGCAGCACAAGAAGAGUAAGAGGAGAAUUGUUGACAACAAGAACGUGAGCAGGGAGAUGCUGGGUGCAUAUGAGGAGAACAGGAUGAAGUUGAUGCAUUUUUUCGAGAUGCAUUCGAGGUUUAUCAGGCCAAGGAAGAAUAGCGUUGGUAUAUUUUCUGUGGAUGACUUUGUCAAGGCCAAGACGAGGGAAUCGGCGAUGUUUUCUGAAGGGGGUGGGCUUGGUGCUGAGGGGAGGGCGGAGAUACUGGGACCCAGGGAAAGGCCUUGCCACUGGGGUGGAAUGAGUGAUGUAGGAUGCGGGGCAGUCUAUGGGGUAAAUUACAGGGAGUUUCCUGGGAUGCUGCACAUGCAGGGCCGGGUAUCCGGUGGCAGAUGGGGUAUUACGGAGCAUGGUAGGUUUAUGUGGAUGGGGCCUAGCUCUAUGGGGUAUCCUAGCAUGGGAAUGCAGAGGAGCGUUGGAUGGGACUGGAGGCCUGUGAACUUUCGCGGCCAGAGCAGGAAUGCCAACGGUUUUUUCGGAGCCUGGCCAUAUGGCAUGGAAGUGAAAAGCAAGGACUUUGGGGAAGGAUGCGGCAUGUAUGGGAUCCAUAUGAAUCAGGGAUUGAGAGCCAGAGGGCAAGAGAUGAUGGGGCUGGGCAUUAUGGCAGGUGGAGUGUAUGGUAUUCACGAUGGGCGUUCUAAGAGAAGACUGGUCGACAGGUAUGGAGUACCUGGGGAUGAAGUGCAGUUUAGGACGGGCGGAAAAAGGGUUCUGUCCCCGAAUAUAGGUUUCCUGCACGGAAUGGAGAGGUAUGAAGCAAGUGGAAUGCCUCCACCUGCAGAAUGGGCUGGGAGCAAUGGACUGCAUGUGUUGCCUGGAAGGCGAGAGGAGGUUCUUAGGCCUAUCUUUCGCUGUCCAAGCCCGGAAAGCUACAGGGGUGAGCCAAGCCACCUAGACUAUAGGAACGGCAUGGCUUUAAAUGCACAGGGACGAGGCCGGUUUCCAGGAACAUGCUCGAUAUACCCCGAGAAUCCUGGGAAGAGGUGGUGCUCCACGGGGUAUCCGCAAGGCCUCGUGCAUAAGGGCGGAAAGAUGAGCUGGGCACUGGUCGAUAGAGACAUGGAGAACACUCUGUGCUCGGCGCCUGACGGGGGAUCUGCUUCCGAGGGAAGAGAUAAGGGCCAUCUUUCCUGCCGAGACGACCUCUGGCGACUGGACAUAACGCCGAACCUAGAGGAGGAGCAGCAUGGUGGCGUAAGCGAAAAGGAAAAAGAGGAGAAUGAGAAGACAUCUCCUGCGGGUUCUCGCAGCAACGGCAGAGACGAGCCCAGCAAUGAGUUCUCUUGCGUUGGCUAUGAAGUGGAUCCUGAUACAAAAACCAUAGAAGAUCUGGUCGGAGACGGGAACAUCGAUAAGGAGGCAAAGACGUUUAUCUACGAGCUUUGUGACGGCUUUGUUGACCACAUCAUUCACAUGUCGUGUGCACUAGCCUACCACAGACAAAAGGAUACCGUGGAGGUGUGUGAUGUCAAGCUGGCAUUAAAAACGGAAGUUGGGAUUGAGUUACCGUCAGACGAUGUGGACCCAAAGGACACUCCUUCUGAAGAGUAG
Encephalitozoon cuniculi GB-M1 is the source of this 1647-nucleotide messenger RNA. RefSeq lists its product as uncharacterized. Gene Ontology annotation, cellular component: transcription factor TFIID complex. Gene Ontology annotation, molecular function: protein heterodimerization activity. Lineage: Eukaryota; Fungi; Microsporidia; Unikaryonidae. The record is from RefSeq and is marked provisional. Gene Ontology annotation, biological process: DNA-templated transcription initiation. The transcript has a single exon. The coding region runs from base 1 to 1647 and encodes 548 amino acids.